AUGGAUAAGCAUAAGGUGUUUACUACAUAUCAAAAGUCAUCGAAGAUAGGUGGUGCUGACCGAACUUUUGAAGCCAGCCUUGAUAAUUUUAAACCUAUCGAUUAUCAACCUGUCGAUAAUAAUCUUGGAUGCUAUAAUCAAGUUGGUUAUGGUUAUAAUUUAGGUAUUGGAGUUGAAAUUGAUAAGAAAAAUUAUCUGAAGUCUGCUGAUAUAGACGAAGAUAAAAUAGAACAAAUCAAACCUGAUGAUAAAAUGAAAAAAGACAAUUGUAAGACACUCAGUAAUUAUCAAAAGACUAGCGACUUUAAAGAAAUAUCUCAAGUCGAUCCUGGCUGCCAAAAUAGUAUAGCCGUUAAAAUGAAUAAAAAAAUCUCUGAAUUGGACAAAAAACCUGAAAAUACCGAUAAUUAUGAUGAUAAUGACGAGAUUUGGCAUCCUUGUAAUAACAAAAUUCCUGAAGAUUGGCUGGGCCCUAACGACUUUGAAAUUGACGAAUUUGAGCUAAAGGAGAAAAAAAAUGUGGAAAACUAUCCUGGUCAAGAACUUGUUAAUAAUAACAAGGCUGACAAAAAUAUUGAACUCCUAAAAAGGUUCAAAUUAAUAGAAACACUUACCAGCCCUGUGGAAUUAGUGUUAAACGAAAUAAACACCAGGCGUAUCAACAAUCAACGAAGAUAA
Molecule: messenger RNA, 678 nt
Organism: Dentiscutata erythropus
Lineage: Eukaryota; Fungi; Glomeromycota; Glomeromycetes; Diversisporales; Gigasporaceae
Source: the annotation of a GenBank genome assembly